CUGAUGAACCAAUCAGAAGAGGGCUUACAAAUUUGGUGCAAAUAUUUUCGUUUGGGUUUGCGACUCCGGCGUCUAGACGAUUAGCGAAGGAUUAAAAAAAUAGUUGUGGACGAAAGAUUUUAUGCCCCAUUUGAAUUUGGGUAAGGAUGAGUGCAACCUUGAUGGAAAUACACGAAAACACAAAAAGUGGCAGACAAAGUGCAUUGUUGGGAGAUUAUGAAACAGCUCUUGUUUACUAUCAAGGAGUGAUUAAUCAGAUACAGCGUCUCCUUUCAACGGUCAGAGAUCCAGCAACAAAACAACGAUGGCAAAAGGUUAAGCAGGACAUCUCUCAGGAAUAUGAGCAAGUGAAAGACAUCAGCAACACUUUAUCUAGUUUAAGAUCUGACAGUACUCGCUCAUAUCCAAACUAUGAGAGUUAUAGUUCUUACGAUGAAUAUUCAAGGCAUGAAGAACCUACAAGAGAUCCAGAUGUCUGGCCUCCUCCAACACCUGUUGAACAUCGACCUUCCCCCAAUAUACGUGGUGGUGUAAAACAAUUACAAAAAAGAGCAGACCCACCCCGACCAGCAAAACCAGGACCACCCCCUGGAAAGCAGGUGUCAGCACAGAACAAUCGAAAAGGAGGAUAUGGAGCAGGAAUGGACAGAAAUAGACCUGGAGGAAAAGAAAAAAAGAAGGAUGAUGGAGAAGAAAAAAAAUUUGAUCCUUCAGGAUAUGACAAAGAUCUUGUUGAACACUUGGAAAGAGAUAUUCUCCAGAAAAAUCCUAAUGUUCACUGGGGUGACAUAGCAGACUUGACAGAGGCCAAGAAACUUCUUGAAGAGGCAGUGGUCUUGCCACUUGUUGUUCCAGACUUUUUCAAAGGAACGCGACCAUGGAAGGGCGUGUUAAUGGUAGGCCCUCCUGGCACAGGCAAGACGAUGCUGGCUAAAGCAGUGGCCACAGAGUGCGGCACCACCUUCUUUAAUGUCUCCUCCUCCAGCUUGACCUCCAAGUACAGAGGGGAGUCUGAGAAGCUAGUCAGACUUCUCUUUGAGAUGGCUCGGUUUUAUGCACCAAGUACAAUAUUCAUUGAUGAAAUUGACUCCAUUUGCUCUAAACGUGGAAGUGACAAUGAACACGAAGCAAGUCGGCGUGUUAAGUCAGAGCUGCUGGUUCAGAUGGAUGGUGUUAGUGGCAGCAGUGAAGAUGGGGACACAAGCAAAGCAGUGAUGGUGCUAGCAGCCACCAACUUCCCCUGGGAUCUAGAUGAGGCUCUGCGACGACGUCUUGAGAAGCGCAUCUACAUCCCACUUCCCACAGCGGAUGGGAGGAAAACCCUGCUGGACAUUAACUUGAAGGAGGUGGAACUGGAGUCCACUGUUAAUCUCGGUGAAGUGGCACAGAAACUGGAGGGCUACUCAGGUGCUGAUAUUACCAAUGUUUGCAGGGAUGCAGCCAUGAUGGGAUUUCGCAGGCGGAUUGCUGGUCUCAGGCCUGACGAGAUUCGGAAUAUUCCUAAGGAGGAAUUGGUUGUGCCAACGUCUAUGGAAGACAUCAUGGAAGCCAUCAAAAAAGUUAACAAGAGUGUAUCUGAGAAAGAUAUUGAAAAGUAUCUUAAAUGGAUGGAAGAAUUUGGUUCUGUCUGAUGGAAACUAUUUUUAUGGACAGAACUUCACAGCUGGGCCUCGGAGUUUUUUUUUUUUAAAAUACAGCAGAUUCGAUCAUUCUAAUAAAAACUUUAAGUUGUUGUAAGACUUUUUAACUUACAUUUUUUAAAAUUUGUUGUGAAAAAAUGUUUAUAGUAUUUUCCACUAGUAACUUGCCCUCUGAAAAUUAAAGGGCGGAUGUUAAGGUUUUGUGGAAAGGAAACAAAACAUGAACUAUGAAUGGUAACUGUAACUUUGUAAGACCAUCAGGCUCAAUAACAAAAUAUUAAAGACCAAGGUUAUAAUACAAGGAUUUUACAGAACUAUAACCGGACAAUGUUUAGGUGAUGACAAAAAAAGGAGAGCAAUUCAAGCAUUGCUUGAAAAAAAAAUAUCCAUUAUCUUGAGCAAAUCCAUGACAUGAUAUCAGUUGAUGAUCACGUGUCAAGGUUAAACUGUAUUUUUUUUUUCUCAGGAAAUAUCACUUGCCUGUGAGCAAAUUGAUAUGCCUUGAUAAAAGUUGUGAACUUGUAUUUGAGAAACUCAAAAUAUUGUGAAUUUUCUUGAAAAAUAUUUCACCUCACGCACAAUGAUGAGACAUUCCAGUCUAAACAUCAUUAAACUGUACCUUAGAAUUUCCUGUAUUGCUGAUUUUCUGUAAUUUGCUGCUGGGUGAAUUAUUCUCUUGGGCUUAAAGACAGUGUAUAGUCUCUUGCAUUUACACUUUCAUUUCCUAACAUCCAAAAUGACCACUCCAAAUAUGUAUGGUAUACCACAAAGUAAGAAACUUGCAUAAAAUUUACAUUAUCUUAAUCUGAUGCUGUCAUCAACAAUGGUCAGCCAAGCUGAGGUUACCUAACAGCCACAUAUGCUUUUGCCAGUUGUGUGCGUGCAUCUGAACACACGCAUUCUUUUGCUUUGUUCUAUUGAAAAAAAAAAAGGCAGCAGGAGACAAUGAAACGAGGCUUAACAAUAAAAUCUCGCUCCAAUAUCUUCCAAAAGACAAACCAAAUAGACGAUGUCAAAACCUGUUCAAAGUGAAAGUUUUAAUUUUAAGGGGGAGAGAAAAAAUUACCUGGAAGCAAACUUUUGACCACAAAAUUCUUUAGUGAUAUCAAUGGAGGCAUCUCAAAUUUAUUGAAAUACAUUGCACAAUAUAUUGAUGUAGGCAUUCUUAUGUUCACACACAAACAUUAAAUGCAGGCACCUCUCCACAUCUUUUUGCACUUUUUUUUUUUGUGUGUGCUAAAACUUAAGAGAAAUGCUAACCAGAUCUGUUUCAGCCAAUGGUUCCUUAACACACUGUGACUUUAAUCACAUGCAAACAUUAAGGGCCUUUUUCUGUACAGAAUAAGAAAAAAAUGAAAUGCAUAUGAAAACUGCUUAUUAUUAAAAAAAAUGAAAAGAAAAAA
Pomacea canaliculata is the source of this 3043-nucleotide messenger RNA. RefSeq names its product katanin p60 ATPase-containing subunit A1-like. The record is from RefSeq and is a predicted model, not a curated record. Gene Ontology annotation, cellular component: microtubule cytoskeleton. Lineage: Eukaryota; Metazoa; Mollusca; Gastropoda; Architaenioglossa; Ampullariidae. Gene Ontology annotation, molecular function: ATP binding; ATP hydrolysis activity; microtubule binding. Gene Ontology annotation, biological process: microtubule severing.